Daphnia pulex (common water flea) is the source of this 1549-nucleotide messenger RNA. Its product is annotated as vegetative cell wall protein gp1-like. The transcript has a single exon. NCBI's taxonomy places the organism in Eukaryota, Metazoa, Arthropoda, Branchiopoda, Diplostraca, Daphniidae. The record is from RefSeq and is a predicted model, not a curated record. The coding region runs from base 47 to 1315 and encodes 422 amino acids.
CAUUUUCUUUGAUUGAUAGGUGGUUUUGUUUCACGGUUUGGUGUUGAUGGCGUUUGUGGCAUCUACCAAUGGCCAUCGGAAAAAGAAUGACGAUAUUGGUAAAUGCCGGGUGCCGGAUGAAAAGAAAAAAGACAGCUGGAAUUGGGUGGAUUGCAUCUACAAUGGUGGCAACCCGAUCAUAGUUAGUACUACUAAAAGGCCUACCACCACUCAAAAACCGUUGAAAGUAGACGGAUACUUUAAGAACAGAGGACCGGGAAAAUGUCUGAUCAAAAGUGAUACGCAAAAGACGAGAAAAGGCAAUCAGCCGGCUUGGGUUUGGGUUGAUUGUGACUACACCGGUGGUAUCCCAAAACGGAUCACUACUAAACCCCCUGUUCAAACAACGAUGAAACCUGCUGUCCAGCCAGUGCCUGCUGCUACACCUCGGCCUCAGAUGCCACCACAAACCCCUGUAAAACCUCCCCUACCACCUCCGGUUCCCACUCAGCGUCCUGUUUUGCCUCCGUACCCUUCGCCAAUUCCCGUCCGGCCUCCGCAAUCCCCUCCGGUUCCUGUCCGGCCUCCUGUUUUGGCCCCUUAUCCAUCGCCAACUCCACCCAGGCCACCACAACCACCUCCUGUAAGACCUCCCGCUUCCGUUCCUGUCUAUCCGCAACCACUUCCAGCUCCUCCUUCAGUUCCUGUCUAUCCACGACCGUUUCCAGCACCUCCAUCAAUUCCUGUCCGGCCUCCAAUUCCACCACCUACUCCAGCUCGGCCUCCAGUUCCACCUCCCGCUCCUGUCAGGCCUCCAGUUCCAGCCCCUGCUCCUGUCCGGCCUCCAGUUCCAGCCCCUGCUCCUGUCCGGCCUCCAGUUCCAGUCCCUGCUCCUGUCCGGCCUCCAGUUCCAGCCCCUGCUCCUGUCCGGCCUCCAGUUCCAGCCCCUGCUCCUGUCAGGCCUCCAGUUCCACCCCCUGCUCCUGUCAGGCCUCCAGUUCCAGCCCCUGCUCCUGUCAGGCCUCCAGUUCCACCCCCUGCUCCUGUCAGGCCUCCAGUUCCACCCCCUGCUCCUGUCCGGCCUCCAGUUCCAGCCCCAACUACUGUCAGGCCUCCACCACCACCGACAACUGUCAAACCACCCAUGCCCAUUACUACUCGACCCACAACAACAACUUCAGCUCCUACCAAGUACUGGAAACAAACUUGGACCACUACGGCUCCCAAUUUGAUCUGCAACAAGCGGUGGUGUUGGGACGGUAAAAGAUGGUUCGACAAAGGAAUUGGUUCAACUGAGAAGACCGUCAACAUUUUCAAAAAACCUACACUACCGUGAAAUGAGCUCACGAUUUGAUCACUCAUACGCUCAAUGCCUCGGUAACAAUUAAACCGGCGCAAUAAUCAAUCAAAAUCAAAACAAUUAGCGUACAUGAAAAAAAGCCCUUUCCAAUGUGGACGAAAUUUGCCUCUGUAGUAUUUAUUUCACGCAACCAAAGAUGUGUCAUUUUUGUCUAUGUGUCUUCAAACGUAUUUUGAAUCAUAUUUAAAAAUAUAAAUAUCAAUCAAAUAA